Fusarium verticillioides 7600 is the source of this 351-nucleotide messenger RNA. RefSeq lists its product as hypothetical. Lineage: Eukaryota; Fungi; Ascomycota; Sordariomycetes; Hypocreales; Nectriaceae. The transcript has a single exon. Bases 1 to 351 code for a protein of 116 amino acids. The record is from RefSeq and is a predicted model, not a curated record.
AUGUUCAAGAUGGGUCUUGAGUUUCUCCUCGUUGGUCUCUACUUCACUUUUGUCGGCGGUUUUGAAUGGUCGUUCCUCUGUCUACUCAUCCUCAUCAUUCUCGUAUUCAUUAUUCCGGAGAUCCGAUCUAGAGUACACUUCUUCCUCAGAGUCAUCAUUGCCCUCAUAUUUCAUAUUAUUGGACGACUCCGGGCAGGACUUGCCAAGUAUGGAGGGUUAUUUGUGACGGUGGGCCAUUUGUUUCAAGGAGUGCUUAGCUUUUCUAGCAUUUCUCUUCUCCCUGUCUUUUUUGCAAUUCUUCUCUAUAUCCCCUGCAAAGAGUCCGCAUAUGUCAGCAUCGAAGGUAUGUAG